This is a messenger RNA of Oncorhynchus masou masou (cherry salmon), 4800 nucleotides long. Its product is annotated as sex comb on midleg-like protein 2. The transcript is spliced from 14 exons. Gene Ontology annotation, cellular component: nucleus. Gene Ontology annotation, molecular function: chromatin binding; histone binding. Bases 183 to 2324 code for a protein of 713 amino acids. Gene Ontology annotation, biological process: negative regulation of DNA-templated transcription. The record is from RefSeq and is a predicted model, not a curated record. NCBI's taxonomy places the organism in Eukaryota, Metazoa, Chordata, Actinopteri, Salmoniformes, Salmonidae.
CGCACUGACUCAACUACGAAAUAUGGCGGCUGACGACUGCUAGAGAAAAGUGUUGGGAUCUGAUCAAUUUCGUUAAAAAGCUGCCCUGGUCAGUACUACAGGGCCAUAGUUGCACACUGGGUGGACCACCUGCCUGUCAUUCCCAUUGCCUUGUAGAAUAACCACAUUACCCAGGAGCCAUCAUGGGCAGGACAUCAGUCAAAGAUCAGAAGGAGAAAGCAGGAAGUCUCCUUCCUCCAGGUCCCACUCCUGCUAAAGAGCCGUUCAGUUGGGAGGAGUACCUGAAGGAAACAUCAUCUACCCCGGCUCCACCUAGCUUCUUCAGACAGUCCAGAGUCCCUCCCUCCAAUGACUUCAAGGUUGGGAUGAAGCUGGAAGUCCAUGACCCUCGGAACUCCACCUCUGUGUGCAUCGCCACUGUGAUGGGCAUGACGGGUGUGCGCCUGCGUCUUCGUCUGGAUGGCAGUGACAACACCAAUGACUUCUGGAGGCUGGUCGACUCCUCAGACAUCCAGCCUAUAGGAACCUGUGAAAAGAAUGGGGACAUGCUGCAGCCGCCGCUGGGCUUCAGAAUGAACGCGUCUUCCUGGCCCAUGUUUUUGCUGAGAACCCUGAAUGGAGCAGAGAUGGCCCCGGCUACCGCUUUUAAAAAGGAGCCUACACCACUGUCCCAGAAUAACUUUAAGCCAGGGAUGAAGCUGGAAGCAGUAGAUAAGAAGAACCCCUACCUCAUCUGCCCUGCUACCAUCGGAGAGGUGAAGGGAGAGGAAGUGUUUGUGAUGUUUGACGGGUGGAGGGGGGCGUUUGACUACUGGUGUCAACACCACUCUAGAGAUCUCUUCCCUGUUGGAUGGUGCUCCGUUACCAAACACAGCCUGCAGAAGCCUGGCAACAGUGUCAACCUGCCAAAGAACCUGCAUGUCCUAACAGCAGCCCACAUCCCCUCCAAGCCUAGCCGUAGAUCCAUGCCUGUGCCCUUCCGGCUUCCCAGCCCCCUGCCCCCGCUGCCUGUCAGGAAGGGGGUGCGGGGGCGGCGCCCCAAGAGUGAGACCAUCGCCCUGCUGAAGGCUGUAGCAGAGGCAGCUGCUGCUCAGAACGGCACGGCUCCAACCUCUAACUCACUGCUGGCUCCCAGGCCUCACAAGAAGAGAGGCCCUAAACCUGGCAGCAAGAGGAAGCCCAAGGUGCUCCAGAACGUAAUGUCUUCAGGCGCUGCGGAUGCCAAGCUGUCAGGGGGUCAACAGGACCUCUUCAGCUCUGUGGUCUCUACAGUGUGUGUGUAUGUGAACAAGCAUGGGACCUGUGGGCCUCACCUGGACAGGAAGCAGAUGCAGCGUCUUCCGGACCACUUUGGGCCAGGUCCUGUUAACGCGGUGCUGCAACAGGCAGUUCAGACUUGUCUAGACUGUUGUUACCAACCAAAGGUGCUGCUCAGAACUCUACAGGCACACGCUGGGGGAGGAGAGGUUGUCAGUGUGAGGAUGGAUGGUGGAGUUCGUCUGGUGAAGCUGCCCUCAGCCUCAAGCGCCUCCUUUGUGCUCCGCUUCCUGGAGACGCUGUGCCGCACGCUGCAGAGUCAUUUCCUCUUCAGCUCCCAGCCCUUCAGCAACAUAUACACCUACAGUAAAUAUGGUAACGAUACCUACAGCACCGCCAAGGCAGGUAACUGCCCCCACAGCACCGCCAAGGCAGUGAAGGAGGAGGCGUUGGAGGCCCCAUCACUGAGCCAGGGGAUGAAACGUCUAUCUAGAGACGCAUCCCCCUACGCAGUCCCCCUUUCCCCUAAACUACUGUGCACAGAGGCACACCUCUCAGAAGCAGAUACUCUGCCCCAUGAGGAGAACAGCCUUCUGAAGGAGCAGUGCUUCAUGGACUCUAACUCCAUGAUGCUGCACAGCACCUCUGACUACCACACCCACUCCCAGGCCAGCAGCCCCUAUUACCCAUGCCAUGGCCCCGAACGCGCCCACAGCACGCCACUGCACCGCCUUGCCUCCAACCCUGCGGACCUCCCCUGUACACACACCAACAGAGGAGUGGAAGCCGCCAGCUCCACCACGGGCCCCGACAGACAGACCCCCAGGGGGGCGGGGUUGGGCAGGAACCCCUCUAACUGGUCCAUCGAUGAGGUCAUGCAGUUUGUGAGCGACGCCGACCCCUCAGCCCUGGCCCCGCACGCUGAGCUGUUCAGGAAACACGAGAUUGACGGCAAGGCCCUGAUGCUGCUGAGGAGUGACAUGGUGAUGAAGUACAUGGGUCUGAAGCUGGGGCCUGCCUUGAAGCUGUGUCAUCACAUAGAGCGGCUAAAACAGGGCAAAUUGUAGAGCUGAAACGCAGAAUGGAACAGGGCAAAUUGUAGAGCUGAAACGCAGAAUGGAACAGGGCAAACUGUAGAGAUGAAAAGCAGAAUGGAACAGGGCAAACUGUAGAGGUGAAACACAUAUACUGAAACGGCAAACUGUAGAGGUGAAACUGGAGAGCUGAAACACAGACAAACAGGGCUAACUGUAGGGCUGAAACUGUAGAAUUGUAACAGACUGAAACAGGGCAAAUGGACUGAAACACAGAAAAGAACAGGGCAAGCUGUAGAGCUGAAACGGGGCAAGCUGUAGAGCUGAAACGGGGCAAGCUGUAGAGCUGAAACGGGGCAAGCUGUAGAGCUGAAACGGGGCAAAUUGUAGCAGGUCCCAGAUUAGCCCGGCCUCACAGACCCCAGGUGAGAAACGGCUCAUCCUACCACAGAAUGUCCCACAGCGUCUCUUACAGGUGACCCAAUACUCAACCUCUAACAGUCUCUUCAGGGGCACACAGCCCCCUCUAGCCCCCAGCCUGCACUAAGCCCUCUUUGUCUCUGAGCUCUCUCACUCCGGUUAUGUUAUCUGUGGUAACAUGCCUCUAACAUACAGACAGUGUGGAAACACAUGGUGUGGAUCAGUGAAAACAUGCGUCGUGCAUCGCUGGCACCACAUUACCUCAUCCCUUCCCCAGCCAAUCAGAGCUGGGCAAGCCAAACACAGAAGGCUGUGAUUGGUUGGAUCCCAAAGCAACAGACUCUCUCCAUAGUGUUUACAUUGAAUAGCACAGACUGACUAACCUACACUAGGACAUGCUAAGACUUUUUACUGAGUAAUGUUUCAUCCUGUUUCUGGAUCCCAAAGAUGUACAAUGUUUUCUUCUGACGUUCUGUUUUUAUUAUCAUAAAUAUCCUGUUAAUAAGGAGGAUGUGUAUUUAAAUUUAACAGUGACGAUAUUAGAUGCAACCCUGUUUACAGCUGCAGAAUGUCUGUUGUCUAUUUCAAUUCCUGUUAGUUCAAUAAUGUGUCCAUGAUGCUGGAUGAUCUGCAGUUUAAGGUAGACCUUUGGCCUGUUGCCAUGACGGUCACUAGCCUCUCAUGGUAAAGGGUGAAAUGUGUGUUAGCAGGUGACUUUCCCCAAUGUAAGAUGGCCAUUGUCUUAAACAGCUAAACGUUUUAUCUAAUGCCUGUCAGACGGACAUUGCUUUUGAAACUCAAAAUCCCUGUGAGUGUGGUGUUUGAUGUGGGGAUUAAUGAAGGUCAUGCUGUUAAAGAGAUCGCCCCUACUGGUGGUGUCAAGCACGGAGGCUUUGUCCAGUUUUCAUCAAUACAGAACUGUCGAGAAAGAUUAUUUUAAUUUAUUUCCAGAAGUUAUUUCAGAUGACUGCUCAGUGAUUCUAGUAGUUAUUUCAGAUGACUGCUUAGUGAUUCUAGAAGUUAUUUCAGAUGACUGCUUAGUGAUUCUAGAAGUUAUUUCAGAUGACUGCUCAGUGAUUCUAGUAGUUAUUUCAGAUGACUGCUCAUUCUAGUUUCAAGAGUAAAGGGGACAUAUUAAAGGGCUUUCUAUCUAGGUUUCAGUUUGAUAUUAAAGGUGCUAUACACAGGAUUUUUUUUAAUUUAAAUUUUGUGUUGUAAUUUCAGAAAAUGUCCAUAAUAUAUCUACAGAAAUAGUGGAAUGAUAGUGUGUUUCACAGUAUUGCUUGCCAGUGUUGUGAUUGACUGAUAUUCACCUCAAAAUGUAAUAGUUUUGACUUUAACUGUGUUAUCAAGUGGGAAUCGCUCUGCAAUUUAAAUUGUACAAUGAUUCCCUACACUAUUCAGUGCUUGUUUUCUCACAUAAACUGAAAUUGAGCAAACAGUGUCACAACCAGGGAAUUUCCCCCCCCAAAAAUCCACUAAACAACAGUCUGAAUUUACAAUGCAAAAAUUCUACAAAAAAAUCCUGUGUAGCGUCUUUUAAUAUUAGUCCGAGUCGGAGAUAUCCUCACCUGCUAUUGGUCCCUGCAGGAAGUCAUGUUGUCAGUUGGACCAUUUGUUAAAACAUAUUUAUGGGUUUAACCAUAAAUAUCAGACACAAGAAUGUACAUUUUUGUAGAAAAUAAAUAUUUUAAUGAAAUUUAUAUAUAAGUAGAAAUGUAAAGAUUAUGGGUGAGUGAGGGACAAUAUAUUUCAUACUGCCUUUUUAAUGCUUUAUAUAUCUUUUAGUUGAAACGCCCUCAACAUAAUACAGCAGAACCUGCCUUUACUUUGAGAUCUCUCAGGGCGUCUUAGUUAAUAAACUUUUGUAGCAUUCUGUUCUGGGUAUUGUAAACCAUUCUUCAGUUGCUGGUGAGUUGAAGUUAAGGACUCAUUGUGCCAUAAAGCAACACAAGAACAUAGUGUUCUUGUUAAAUUAUUUUAAAGCAGCUCAAAUUACUUGAAAAAGAUGCUGUAAGUCAUGCUUGUUUAUAAAGUCACACCUAAAAUAAAAGUGUAUUUUCUGUUUUAUAGAUAUCCCAAAUGGAAA